This is a messenger RNA of Mercurialis annua (annual mercury), 1400 nucleotides long. RefSeq names its product F-box protein SKP2A-like. Gene Ontology annotation, cellular component: SCF ubiquitin ligase complex. The record is from RefSeq and is a predicted model, not a curated record. NCBI's taxonomy places the organism in Eukaryota, Viridiplantae, Streptophyta, Magnoliopsida, Malpighiales, Euphorbiaceae. The transcript has 4 exons. Gene Ontology annotation, molecular function: protein binding. Gene Ontology annotation, biological process: SCF-dependent proteasomal ubiquitin-dependent protein catabolic process. The coding region runs from base 1 to 609 and encodes 202 amino acids.
AUGACUGCUCAACGAAUGACCUUGCACCAGAAAUUUGGUUUAAUUGUUCUCUUCAAUCAUUUUGGUUGCAUCGCGGAUAAAUCGCAGCUUGAGGAUAAUGCGGUUGAGGCUAUUUCACGUCAUUGUCAUGAUCUUCAGGAUCUUGACCUGCGACAAAGCUUUAACCUUAAUGAUUUCUCCCUGUAUGCGCUAGCUCAUGGUUGCCCCAACCUUACCAAACUUAACAUAAGAGGGUAUACAUUGUUUAGUGAUGGUGAUCUUGAAUAUCUUACUGGGUUUUGCCGAAAACUAAAAAUUUUGAAUCUUUGUGGAUGUGUUCAGGCUGCAUCUGACCACGCUUUACAGGCCAUUGGACAUAACUGCUGUCAGAUGCAAUUGCUGAAUCUGGGAUGGUGUGAGAAUGUUGGUGAUGUUGGAGUGAUGAGUUUAGCAUAUGGAUGCCCGGAUCUUAGAACUCUUGAUUUGUGUGGCUGUGUCUGUAUAACAGCAAUAUUCAGAAAUUUAAGUUGGACGUUGCAAGUCAAGGUGGAAGUAAUGUUGCCAAAAGAAGGGGUGAUGCUUUUGCUUGCGCAUUUUCUUCUCAUCUGGCAAGGUAAUCCUACCGACUGAUAUAUUCUGUUUCACGUUUAUGUAUCACAUACAUCUCUUAUUACUGGUUAUAUCAGGAUGCUGGAGUUUAAGUAUUUAAGAUGCUAUCUUUCUAGUGUCUUUUUUAUUAAUAAUUGGAUUUAUGUGCGAAGUUUGAUUGAGCUUAAAUGAUUAUUUAAGCGCCGACGUGAAUAAGCGCGCGACGGCCGUCACAGUUCCGGCAGCUCGCGGUAGCCAUGCUGCAGUCAAUAGGCAUUUGCCUGAUAGCAACAACAACAACACCAAUGGUAACAGCAACAUUGCAGCAACUAUGGCAAUGAGGCCAUCAGCUAUAAAUCAUCAUCAUCGUUGUUCGAAAGACAACGUGAUUCCACUUCGGACCGUAAGACUACCAGCAACAUCUGAAGCAGAAACACCCUAUUCACUAGAGAUGUUCCAAAGUCCAGGGAGUUUAGGAUUUUGAGGAUUUGAAAAUCAAAUGGUGCCUUACCUGAAUCAAACAAAAGAUGAACCAAGGGAUGAGUUGUUCUUGGAGUCAUUGCUAUGUUGAAAAGGAAGAGAGGAGGUCAAGUUCUAUUAUUUGAUUAUGUUUAUGUUUUUGAUUUUAUAUGUACAUUUUACAACGAGUAAUUUGAUUUCUUAAUGUUGUAGGAUCAUACUGGGGUAGUUUAGGAAUGAAUUUGUAACAGAUUACAUUUUUUGAUUGUUUUGUUUUGGGGCUUCAUGACUUCAUACUCCAAACUCUUGAUUCAAUUUUUGUAUCACACUUGAUCCUAUUUGUUAAUUUAUCCAUGGAUUCAGAAUUAAAAUUA